Triticum dicoccoides is the source of this 2234-nucleotide messenger RNA. RefSeq names its product histone-lysine N-methyltransferase ASHR3-like. Gene Ontology annotation, molecular function: histone methyltransferase activity; protein binding. Lineage: Eukaryota; Viridiplantae; Streptophyta; Magnoliopsida; Poales; Poaceae. The record is from RefSeq and is a predicted model, not a curated record. Gene Ontology annotation, cellular component: nucleus. The transcript has 10 exons. Bases 1076 to 1915 code for a protein of 279 amino acids.
ACUGAAGGCACACAUUGUGUUUCCAAUAGUUCAUCACAAGUAAAGAACAUGGAGUACUUCAGAAACAUGAUACAAAAUGUUAAAUUGAGUUCUAUAACAUAUAAACCAUAUGAACUGGACGGAUAGUGGCAUCUCAAGUUAUAUAUGCAGAGCACACAUGGAAGAAUUUAGCUCUAUGCAAGAAAAAGAAGCUAGAGCGCACAGGAGGAACUAUGUGUCUUUUCAGUUAAGGUAGGAGAUGGGACUCAAACUCUUGAUCUCAAUGACAUUACCUAAGUGCGUGCAAGAACGGAGUGUUGAUCUGAAGACAACCUGAAGAAACUGAAUUUUUUGAAGAGGGUAGAUAUUCUUAGGAAAUAUGGGUGCCUUCCAAAGUAUAUGUUCCUGGAAUGUUCUUUGGACAAAGAUGCUUUGACAACCUGUAUAAAAAGUUGCUGCAUAUGUGAUCGCCCAACUCUGAUAGAACUGACAGAAGAAGGCUGUAAUAUUGAGAGUUCAAUUAAACACAAGUGUUGUGCCGUUGCUUGUAUUCAUUCUCUGUAGCUCUGGUUGCUGAUAAAUAAGGGAACAAUAAUCCUGGAAUAUGCUAUAAAUAUUGUAAUAAGGGACAUCAAGGUGAUCAGGGUAUGGAAUCUUCUGCACAGAAACACUGUCAGACUCUUAUAAGUUAAUUAAAUAUUAGGUGAAAGCUUGGUCAAGAAAUGAAGGAAGGAUGCCAAGUAACACUUCCUAUAGGAUUCUGAUCCACUUUAAAGCUUCUGAAUAUAGGAUAUCAAUAUCAAGUGAUUCUGUUCACACAGUAUUUUAAUGUGUACUCCGGAUGUUACAUAAGGUAGUGUGAGUGUGAUUCCCUACUGAUGCUCUAAAAGAAGGAAUCUUUAAAAUCCUUUGGAUUUAGGUUGAGUGCCUGAUUUGCUCGAGGAGUAUCCUGCCCGAUGAAAGGACGCGAUGUUCAGGUCAUCACUGUGAAGUAACCUUGCACAAGGUUUGUUCUGAAAAAAGUGAUGGAAGCUGCCCUCGACAUAUAUGUUUUCACUGCAAAAGGAGAACAACUUGGCACCGGUUGAAACAUGUAAUGCCUGCAUGUGCACAGUGUUCGCUGCAUCAAAACAGAAUGGCUGAAUCUGUUGAUCCUUCAAAGCUAAUGAAAAGUUGGAGUAUUUGGCCAUCAACGAUUGAGGGUGCAGGUCCAGCAUAUGACAUUGAGGAAGCCUUCCGGCGAUUACCUCUCCCGUAUGCUGAUCAAGAGUUCAAUAUUGACCCUAUUAAGGAGUUGGAAAGUGUGACAAAACCACCUCCAUAUGUACAUUUGAAGCAUAAUGUAUAUUUCGUCAAGAAGAAAUGUGAUGGUGAUGCCAUUGAAGCUAAAUGCAGUGAUUGUGACCCUCCUCUGACCUGUCAAAUAAGAUGCUCGUGCAGGUCUGUGUCCAUUAGCUGCUCUCAGGCUUGCAAGUGCUCAAAUAAGUGCACUAACAGACCAUUUCGCAGAGAGAAAAGGAUCGGGGUUGUUAAGACACAACAUUGUGGAUGGGGUGCCAUAGCAUUGGAAACCAUCGAGGAAGGUGAUUUUGUGAUAGAGUUUGUUGGAGAAGUUAUAGAUGGCGCGAGAUGUGAAGAAAGGCUUCAAGACAUGAGACAGCGCCGAGAUAAAAAUUUCUACAUGUGUAAAGUCAACAACAACUUUAUAAUAGAUGCAACAUUCAGAGGAAAUGAUUGCCGCUUUUUUAACCACAGCUGCAGACCUAACUGUCAGUUGGAAAAUUGGCAAGUUAGUGGCAAGACAAGGCUAGGUGUGUUUUCUUUACAGGGUAUACGAGUGGGUGAGCCCUUGACCUACAAUUACAGCUUCGAACAACAUUUUGGUCCACAGACAGAAUGUUUCUGUGGUGCUGAAAACUGCCGAGGGAAGCUGUGAUAGGUAAAAGACUGACCAAAGGUGGGGGUACAUAUAACAGCUCUGACCGAGGGAAGCUGUGGCUCAAUGCAAAAGUACAGAGCAGGAAAUGGAAUCUAUAGUGAAGAUUGAUGCCCAGAGCAGCAUGUUACAUACUCAUCUUCCAAGUGUGCAGGUUUUACUCUGUAAAAAGUGUUUAGCUAGUUCUUUCAACAGAUGCCGAGAGCAAGCUGUUUAGCUAGCUAGUUCCUUUUAUCUUAAAUAUUAGUUCAGUUUAGUCGUUCUGGAUUGCGAUGCUGAACCUCUGCUUUCCUCCGUGGGAUCCAUCAGAAAUCUACAU